GUUCAGUAAUGUCAUCAGAGCACAUACCCGACUUGAAUCAAGGUACAGUAAUAGCUCCGGAGGAUCUUACGAUGAUGACAAAAAUGAUCCUGUUUCUCCAUAUACAAGCUGGUUAUUGAAUAUUGUUGAAACCAAACAGCCACAUCCCCUACCCAUGCCUUACAAUGGAGGAUGUUGGGCACCACUUGUGGACUACCUGCCAGAAACCAUCACGCCCCGGGGACCCCUUCAUAGGUGCAAUAUUGCUGUCAUCUUCAUGACUGAGAUGGUAGUGGAUCACAGUGUGCGAGAAGACUGGGCUCUUCACCUCCCUUUAUUGCUACAUGCUCUCUUUUUAGGCCUUGACCAUUACCGCCCUGAGGUCUUUGAACACAGUAAAAAGUUACUGCUUCACCUUUUGAUUGCAUUAUCUUGCAAUGGCAACUAUCAAGCCAUUGCAUCAGUGCUUCUUCAGACCAGAGAGAUGAAUGAGACCAAGACUCUGACAGUACAACCAGCAUACUUACCUGAAUAUCUUUAUACAGGUGGCUUUGACUUUCUGCGGGAAUACCAGUCAUCUCCGGUGCCAGACUCCGGCUUGAGCUCCAGCUCCACCUCCUCCAGUAUCAGUCUGGGAGGCAGCAGUGGAAAUCUCCCACAGAUUACACAGGAGGUUGAGGACAUGGACACUGCUGCUGAAACAGAUGAGAAAGCAAACAAAUUAAUUGAGUUUCUGACAACCAGGGCAUUUGGUCCACUUUGGUGCCAUGAAGAUAUCACGCCCAAGAACCAGAACACCAAGAGUGCUGAACAGCUUACUAAUUUUCUGCGUCAUGUUGUAUCUGUAUUUAAAGAUUCCAAAUCAGGUUUUCAUUUGGAGCAGCAUCUGAGUGAAGUUGCUUUACAAACAGCUCUUUCAAGCUCUUCGAGACAUUACGCAGGUCGCUCUUUCCAGAUAUUCAGGGCCCUAAAGCAGCCCCUGUCUGCACAUGCAUUGUCUGACCUCCUGUCAAGAUUGGUGGAAGUUAUUGGGGAGCAUGGAGAUGAGAUUCAGGGGUAUGUAAUGGAGGCACUGCUUACUUUGGAAGCUGCUGUGGAUAAUCUGUCUGACUGUUUGAAGAACAGUGAUCUUCUGACGGUUUUAUCACGCUCGUCUUCGCCGGAUUUAACAUCAAGCACCAAACUGACUGCAAACAGGAAGAGCACAGGACAGCUGAACGUGAACCCUGCGAGCGGUAACACAGCCACCGCUGAACGAAGCAGGCACCAGAGGAGCUUCUCUGUACCCAAAAAGUUUGGAGAUGUGGACAAGUCCUCAGACCCGCCGCGCAGUGCCACGCUAGACAGAAUUCAGGCGUGCACCCAACAAGGCCUGUCCUCUAAAACCCGAAGUUCAUCUUCUCUAAAGGACAGUCUCAUUGACCCAUCCCAUAUUAACAAUCCAACCAACCUACUGGCCACCAUCUUCUGGGUUGCUGUGGCUUUGAUGGAAUCGGAUUUUGAGUUUGAGUAUCUGAUGGCAUUGCGGUUACUGAAUAAACUUCUGGCUCAUUUGCCACUAGAUAAAGCUGAAAACCGGGAGAAGUUGGAGAAGUUGCAAGGACAGCUGAAGUGGGCAGACUUCUCUGGCCUUCAGCAGCUACUCCUGAAAGGAUUCACCUCCCUUACUACCACUGAUCUCACGCUACAGCUCUUCAGUUUGCUGACACCAGUGUCUCGAAUAUCCAUGGUGGAUUCCUCUCAAGCUAUAGGUUUUCCACUGAAUGUUUUGUGUCUCCUGCCCCACUUAAUUCAGCAUUUUGACAGCCCAAACCAGUUUUGUAAAGAUAUAGCUGAAAGAAUUGCUCAGGUUUGUUUGGAGGAGAAGAACCCCAAACUAUCAAAUCUCGCCCAUGUCAUGACCCUUUAUAAAACACACAGCUAUACGAGGGACUGUGCUACCUGGGUGAAUGUGGUUUGCCGUUACCUUCAUGAAGCAUUUGCUGAUAUUACUUUGAGUAUGGUCACCUAUUUGGCUGAGCUACUAGAAAAAGGCCUUCCUAGUAUGCAACAGUCCCUCUUACAGAUGAUCUACAGUCUUCUUAGUUAUAUGGACCUGUCAGCUAUUCCUGUGAAACAGUUUAACAUGGAAGUGCUAAAAACAAUUGAAAAAUAUGUACAGAGCAUUCACUGGAGAGAAGCCUUGAAUAUCCUGAAGUUGGUAGUUUCUCGUUCUGCUAGUUUAGUUCUGCCAUCCUAUCAACACAGCGAUCUUUCCAAAAUGGAAAUACAUCGAGUGUGGAACAGUGCCUCCAAGGAGCUACCAGGGAAGACUUUAGAGUUUCAUUUUGAUAUUUCAGAGACUCCAAUUAUUGGGAGACGGUAUGAUGAGCUGCAGAGUUCUUCUGGACGAGAUGGGAAACCCAGGGCAGUGGCUGUCACCAGAAGCACUUCUUCAACCUCAUCAGGAUCUAACUCCAAUGUCCUUGUUCCUGUGAGCUGGAAGAGACCCCAGUACUCUCAGAAAAGGACAAAGGAAAAGCUGGUGCAUGUCCUUUCUCUGUGUGGUCAGGAAGUUGGGCUGAGUAAAAACCCUUCAGUAAUUUUUUCCUCCUGUGGUGAUUUGGAUCUGAUUGAGCACCAGACGAGCUUGGUGUCUUCAGAAGACGGAACAAGGGAGCAGGAGAACAUGGAUGAUUCCAACAGUGAACAACAAUUCAGAGUCUUUAGGGACUUUGAUUUCCUAGAUGUUGAGCUGGAAGAUGGGGAGGAACUUCAGGGUGAGAGCAUGGACAACUUCAACUGGGGAGUACGCAGACGGUCCCUGGAUAGCCUGGACAAGUGUGACAUGCAGCUGCUGGAGGAGAGCCAGCUUUCGGGGAGCACGCCCAGCCUGAACAAAAUCAACCACGAGGACUCCGAUGAGUCAUCCGAGGAGGAGGACCUGACCACCAGCCAAAUCUUGGAGAACUCAGAGCUAGACACAAAUCAUAUUGACUCACUUUCUGCAUCGUGUGACACAACCUCAGCAGACCCUCAUCAUUUUAAUAUAGGAACGUCUAGCUUCGAUGUGUCUUUGCCUGAUAUGAAUAAUCUCCAAGUGUCUGAAGGUUCCAAGGUUGAGGCUGCACCUGAAGAACAAGAUACGGCAGUCCAUGAGGAUGACCUUUCGGGAUCUACAAAUGAACUCCCUGGAGCAUUUGAAUGCAGUGAUAGCCUUAGCCUGGACAUGACAGAGACUGAAGAGAAAGUUGACAGGCUGGAGCAAUUUGCUCUUGCUAGUUUUGCAGAUGUUGAUAGAAAUGCCUCCCCUCCUCCCUCGCCAUUUUUUUCUGCCAUCCUUGCUGCGUUUCAGCCGGCAGCAUGUGAUGAUGCAGAAGAAGCCUGGCGUAGUCAUAUCAACCAGCUCAUGUGCGACUCCGAUGGUUCCUGUGCAGUUUAUACAUUUCAUGUGUUCUCUUCCCUGUUUAAGAAUAUUCAGAAAAGAUUCUGCUUCCUAACCUGCGAUGCAGCGAGUUACUUGGGGGACAACCUGCGAGGAAUAGGCUCCAAGUUCGUGAGGUCUUCUCAGAUGUUAACGUCAUGUUCAGAAUGUCCCACCCUUUUUGUAGAUGCAGAAACACUGCUGUCAUGUGGCCUUCUUGAAAAGCUGAAGUUCAGUGUUUUAGAACUGCAGGAGUACCUGGACACAUACAACAACAGGAAAGAGGCCACGCUCUCGUGGCUUGCGAACUGCAAAGCAACAUUUGCUGGGGGCUCACGAGAUGGAGUAAUUACCUGCCAGCCAGGGGACUCAGAAGAGAAG
Eurypyga helias (sunbittern) is the source of this 3763-nucleotide messenger RNA. RefSeq names its product protein furry homolog. Gene Ontology annotation, biological process: cell morphogenesis; neuron projection development. NCBI's taxonomy places the organism in Eukaryota, Metazoa, Chordata, Aves, Eurypygiformes, Eurypygidae. The transcript is spliced from 24 exons. The record is from RefSeq and is a predicted model, not a curated record. The annotation marks the transcript as partial. Gene Ontology annotation, cellular component: cell cortex; site of polarized growth.